AUGAACUGGAACGGAGAGCAUUAUGCGGGAAUACAACCAACCGAUGUGACCAGGGAGGUGACAGAUCAAGUGUUUCAAGUGAAAAAUAGCCAACUUCAUCUGUCCGGAUUGGUGGAAUGGCAGUUUAAAAAUCUCAACGCUCCCUUUGAAAAGUUGGUUGGUACGAGCAAACGCACCGUGAUGGUCUAUUCGGAUGUGGCAGAAUCCAGCGUGGUAGGGAGUGGCAACUUUCCCCUGUUACGCGAAGUGCAGUUGAUGAGAACAGGCGAUGGACAAAAUACCGUGGAACCCCUGCAUCACCAACGGAUUAAAGUCCGAGGGAAUCAACCGGAAAUCACUGAAGUGGAGAUUGCCACACGCCACGGACCUCUGGCCAUCUUACCCCCUAGGAAAACCAUCGUGACCAUUGGACUCAAACAGCUUUAA
Porites lobata is the source of this 426-nucleotide messenger RNA. Lineage: Eukaryota; Metazoa; Cnidaria; Anthozoa; Scleractinia; Poritidae. The record is from the annotation of a GenBank genome assembly.